Spodoptera frugiperda (fall armyworm) is the source of this 1367-nucleotide messenger RNA. RefSeq names its product alpha-tocopherol transfer protein-like. Gene Ontology annotation, cellular component: membrane. The record is from RefSeq and is a predicted model, not a curated record. The coding region runs from base 129 to 1100 and encodes 323 amino acids. Gene Ontology annotation, molecular function: phosphatidylinositol bisphosphate binding. NCBI's taxonomy places the organism in Eukaryota, Metazoa, Arthropoda, Insecta, Lepidoptera, Noctuidae. The transcript is spliced from 6 exons.
GCGGUCAAUAUAAUAAAACGGUUGACGGUGGGCUGUGCAGACUUUGUCGGUUUGUGUUACGAGAACAAAGUGUUUGUGUGUGUUUUCUUGUGAUUUUUUUUCUUAUAAUUUUAUUAUACUAGUGCAAAAUGACUAUCGGAGACGAGAAUGUGUACGAGAACUUCGACUAUUCUCUGAAUGUACAAAAGUUGAUGAACAUCAGAGACUCUGAUUUGGAGAAUUUGUUGAAAUCGUACAAUGUGACGCAGAAAGCUUUGGAUGAAAUGGUGGCUAGUGUUCAGGAGUGGUAUCAAAAGCAGCCACAUCUACCUCAAGGAUUGUUACAUGACCGCAUGAUCAUAGGCCACCUCAUCACUCGAGGGUUCAGCGUGGAACAAUGCAAGGAGAAGAUUGACAACUACUUCGGAGCCAGGAAUAAAAUGCCUGAUGUCUUGCUCGGGAGGAGUCCCUUCCCUCCUAAUAUGGAGAGGUACCUGAGGGAGGGAUUCUGGAUCGUCCCUCCGAUGAAGACUAAGGAGAAUCAUAGGGUUCUUAUGUUCAGAAUAGUGAAUCCAGAUUUUCUCGUUCUGGAUGUGACCAAGCUAGGCUUUAUGAUGGGAGACUACAGAAUAUUCAAUGAGGUCACACAUGGAGACCAUUGGGUCUUGGACUUCAGUAACGCAACCCUGAACCAUGCCAUGCAGUUCACGCCCAUGUUGAUAUCAAAAAUCUAUUAUUUUAUCACGGCGUGCUACGCGAUCAAGAUAAAAGGCAUACAUCUAGUCAACGUGCCGGUCUUCGGUCACUCAAUCUUAGCCCUUUUCAAGAAGAUUAUGAAGCCCAAACAUGCAGAAAGAUUGCAUCUCUAUGAAGGAUUUGAAAAGAUAUUCAAUGUGCUGCCUAGGGACAUAUUUCCUAGCGAUAUUGGUGGUACUGCUAAUACGACUGUGCAGGAGUUGUCGGAUGCAUGGUGUGAAACUCUCAUGUCAGAAUCAUGGAAGCGGUUUUAUGCGUACCAGGAGAAACAUUUCUUCGCCGACGAAUCAAAAAGGAUAACACCAUCAAAAAUCACAGACGAAUUUGGAGUAGAAGGAACAUUCAGAAAAUUAGAAUUAGAUUAAUUUAUAGAACUAGAGUAUUUUAAGGUCAUUUUCACUCCCCAAUAAGUUCCUGAUAAAUUUAGCUGGCAGAUUGUGUUUAAACGUAGAUUUAUCUGGUAGAUAGCAGCUUGAGGGUGUUUUUCCACCAGAGAUGUGCUAUGUAGCUAUGUUACGAAGAUGUAUUAGCUAAGCUGUGAAACUAUGUGGCCGUUUCCACUGAUACUAAGCUUUGUAACAGCGAGAGAAAGAUAACAACUCAAGUAUGCAAUGUAUCUAUAGUAGGGAAGC